AUGCGCGGGCCGGGGGCGGGGGGCGGCGGGGUCCCGGAGCUCGCCCGGCGACCCCCGGAGCCGCCCCCGCUGCUGCUGCACCCCCCCGAGCUUCUCUGCGCGCGCCCUGCAGCCCCUCCCGCCCUGGGACCCCCCCGUCCCCCCCCCAGCUCCAGCCCCCCCGGCACCCCCCAGCCCGGCGAGCUCUUCUACCCCAGCCCGGGCAUCCCCCAGUCCAGCCGGCCGUAUCCUCCCAGUGCGCCCCAGUCCGGCCAGCCCUUCCCCACCAGUAUCCCCCAGUCCGGCCAGCCCUUCCCCACCAGUAUCCCCAGUCCGGCCAGCCCUUCCCCACCAGUAUCCCCCAGUCCGGCCAGCCCUUCCCCACCAGUAUCCCCCAGUCCGGCCAGCCCUUCCCCACCAGUACCCUCCAGUCCGGCCAGCCCUUCCCCACCAGUAUCCCCCAGUCCGGCCAGCCCUUCCCCACCAGUACCCUCCAGUCCGGCCAGCCCUUCCCCACCAGUAUCCCCCAGUCCGGCCAGCCCUUCCCCACCAGUAUCCCCCAGUCCGGCCAGCCCUUCCCCACCAGUAUCCCCCAGUCCGGCCAGCCCUUCCUCACCAGUAUCCCCCAGUCCGGCCAGCCCUUCCCCACCAGUACCCUCCAGUCCGGCCAGCCCUUCCCCACCAGUAUCCCCCAGUCCGGCCAGCCCUUCCUCACCAGUAUCCCCCAGUCCGGCCAGCCCUUCCCCACCAGUACCCUCCAGUCCGGCCAGCCCUUCCCCACCAGUAUCCCCCAGUCCGGCCAGCCCUUCCCCACCAGUACCCUCCAGUCCGGCCAGCCCUUCCCCACCAGUACCCUCCAGUCCGGCCAGCCCUUCCCCACCAGUACCCUCCAGUCCGGCCAGCCCUUCCCCACCAGUAUCCCCCAGUCCGACCAGCCCUUCCCCACCAGUACCCUCCAGUCCGGCCAGCCCUUCCCCACCAGUAUCCCCCAGUCCGGCCAGCCCUUCCCCACCAGUAUCCCCCAGUCCGGCCAGCCCUUCCCCACCAGUACCCUCCAGUCCGGCCAGCCCUUCCCCACCAGUACCCUCCAGUCCGGCCAGCCCUUCCCCACCAGUACCCUCCAGUCCGGCCAGCCCUUCCCCACCAGUAUCCCCCAGUCCGACCAGCCCUUCCCCACCAGUACCCUCCAGUCCGGCCAGCCCUUCCCCACCAGUAUCCCCCAGUCCGGCCAGCCCUUCCCCACCAGUAUCCCCCAGUCCGGCCAGCCCUUCCCCACCAGUACCCUCCAGUCCGGCCAGCCCUUCCCCACCAGUAUCCCCCAGUCCGGCCAGCCCUUCCCCACCAGUACCCUCCAGUCCGGCCAGCCCUUCCCCACCAGUAUCCCCCAGUCCGGCCAGCCCUUCCCCCCCAGUACCCUCCAGUCCGGCCAGCCCUUCCCCCCCAGUAUCCCCCAGUCCGGCCAGCCCUUCCCCACCAGUAUCCCCAGUCCGGCCAGCCCUUCCCCACCAGUAUCCUCCAGUCCGGCCAGCCCUUCCCCACCAGUACCCUCCAGUCCGGCCAGCCUUUUCCUCCCAGUAACCACCAGUCCAGCUACCCCUUUUCCCCCAGUAUCCUCCAGUCCAGCCAACCAUUUCCUCCCAGUAUCUUCCAGUCUGGCCAGCCCUUCU
This is a messenger RNA of Vidua chalybeata, 1646 nucleotides long. RefSeq lists its product as uncharacterized. The record is from RefSeq and is a predicted model, not a curated record. NCBI's taxonomy places the organism in Eukaryota, Metazoa, Chordata, Aves, Passeriformes, Viduidae. The transcript has 2 exons. The coding region runs from base 1 to 1557 and encodes 518 amino acids.